AUGUGGUUCACUACUACAUUACUGUCGAUCCUCACUUUGGCCACGGCCUCGCCCAUGGGCUCCAUUCAGCGUCGCGUCAACAAAGAAGUCCUCUUCAAUACCAACCAGGCGUUCAGCCUACAGCCUUCGAACAGCCCAGUCGUCAGUCUCUGGGGCGGCAUCGAUACCUACUUCCAAGGCGACGGUAACUUCGUCGUCUACAACGGCGAUGCAAUCUGGUCCAGCGGCACAGCUGGGCACAACUGUGAAUCGGGCGAUACCUGCCGCCUAGCCUGGCAAGGCGACGGAAACCUCGUCGUCUACAUCAACGGUGCCGCUCUCUGGAGCUCUGGCACUGCGGGCAGGGGCUUGUUACUCACGUUCACGGCGCAAAGCUAUGCCAUGGAAAUUACCGGCGUCGAGAGCGAGGGUAGUGCGCCGAUUCUUUGGAGGACGCCCGAGACGGGGAAUCAGCCUGAUCCGGGCCCUGGGGGGCCGGGGGUGUGUGAUGGUGCGAGUUGUUUCUCGUGUGAUGACUGCGUCGUUUCUUCGGAGUGA
Messenger RNA from Letharia columbiana, 537 nucleotides. RefSeq lists its product as uncharacterized. The record is from RefSeq and is a predicted model, not a curated record. NCBI's taxonomy places the organism in Eukaryota, Fungi, Ascomycota, Lecanoromycetes, Lecanorales, Parmeliaceae. The transcript has 2 exons. The coding region runs from base 1 to 537 and encodes 178 amino acids.